AUGUAUUGGAACUUGUAGUUAGUUUAUAGGUCAUUAGUAGAAAAAAAUACACUUACCUCCUUACUGCAUCAAUGCCACCAAGGCUUAGCACAGUUAGGCUCCGGUUUAACAAAAACCCAGCAUUGUUACGAUCUUCUGAAAUUGUAUGUCUAUCUUUCUUAAACACUGGAGUAUGAUCUGGAUGCUCACCAUCUUGGGUUUGUGAUCUACAUAAUGUGCAUAUUCUAUCAUUUAAUGACACCUUAUAUACAUACUGCAGGAUGUUCACACGCAACAAUAGACUGGAUUACCAACUGUUCUUUAACACUAGGGGAGCUUUUAGACCUAUGGUCUGGAAUGGACUGGUUGCGGUAGUAUGCUUUUUUGAUGUUUUCGUGAUCCUCUUGAAGAAAAAUAGAUACAUGUCUGGUAUGGGGCUUCUAUUGAUGACAGUAAUACUUUCAAUUGGCCGGUUCCUGUCUGGGCUGAAACUGCACAUAUGCAAACCGCUACGCCGUGCCACAUCACUAUGAAGCCCCUUAGUUGCAAUCUUAUUACUAGCUCCCUCUCUAUCAGACCGCAGUCGUCGAUACAUAUAUGGUCAUGAUGAGGAUCAAACUCACAUAGAUCCAUCGACCAGAUGGGUAGUGUUCACAACACUACUAGUGCCAGUGCUAUUGGUAACAAUAAGUAGGCUACGGUUUACAAGAAUCAUCAAACUAGUGGACAGAACUCUUGGCAGCAAAAAAGUAUUUUGGCGUCAGGUUAUUAUAAACGUGUGCAUGAUUGCUGUGCUAGGGAUGCAAAUGUACAUGCUACGCCUAGAUGUAUCCGUGGACAUUUCUACGAGUAUGAUAAUCCAAGUGUGUGCCUUAGCGGUGUUGUCAUUUGGCAACUUCCAGAUUCCAGCAGCCGUGUUGCGUAUCGUGCUAGCAAUCUUGGGCCUUCAGCAUGUGCCUAAUUAUGGGGAAGACGACGAGAACCUCAAAGCAUCUCUCAGAAUCUUCUAUGGGAUGGUGCUUGGACAAGGAAUCUUCUAUUCUUUGGCUUGCAUGCUCGAGUUCUUUUUGUUCAUCCCUCGGAGAUACCUUAUCCACCAUGGUGGGUUUAGAGGUCAGUGUGGAGUAGAAUCUGUCAAUGUGUACUAUGCAUACGCCUUGGAGAAAUGUAUGCAGGAGGGUGUGCUUGCUCCAAAGAAGAUCAGCCUGACCAACUUUGCCAUGGAUUCUCUAAACUCGUAUUCAUCCAAGAAUCAGCUCCACGGUAUUCGUCUGAUGCACAGCUUUCUGCAAUGGCAGCCAACCAGGGCACAACUCCUGUCAAAACUCACCACUUCCACCAAUACUGGAUACCGAGGCAGAACAAAAGGUCAUGUUGAAGUCAUCACUGAAGGUACUGCAAAGGCUCACAGGCAUUGGCAGGGAAAUCGGCAUAAUACUGCUGUACAAGAUAUCAAAACAUCCCUUUCUAUUGAGAAACCUUGCAGAAAUCCUGAAAGACAACAUAACCAGCCAGGAAUCGAGAAAGUUGGUGGCCGGAAUCCUGAGGAACAUUGCCAUUGAUGGGAACACAAGGCAGGACGUAGGUCGCAUUCAACUGAUCAUCACCAGGCUGAAGCAGACAUUUCUCAAUGAAGAAAAUCCCAUGAUUGCCAAUGCUGAUCACUUGUCACAGAAGGCCGCGGGGCAAGCCCUGGCAAUGUUGACAACGGAAAGUGCCCAAAAUUGCUUGAUUGUGUUGCAGGAACCAGACUUCAUUAAGAAACUGAAACAUAUGAUCUUGAUCCAUGAUGGCAAGUACAUAUAUGUGGCAGCACGUCUGUUACGUAAUCUGUGUCUGCACUCUCGACACGAGCUCAGAGAGUUGGACUUGAAAGAGCUAUCUCAUAUAUUGCGAGAGGUGUUGGAGAAAAUAAUUGAUGUGGAAGGGGUAGAACUAGAGAUCAUCAUUGGCCUUAGUUCACUAAUUUGCAAAACCAUUCCUGAAGACUUUACCCAAGAACUAGAAGGCGGACAGAUUAAGCGAAGAUUUCUGAAAAGGCUCGUCGAUGUGUUGAAUGCAAAUACGGAACCUAGUGCUAAUUGUCCUGGGAUCAGAAGGGUUAUACUUGAGCAAGUCAUUAACAUGAUGGAGUCCAAUUAUCGCUAUGCGGGCUGUUUCAACGAAUUCAGGAUGAGAGAAGCCCUCUCGGUCGUCGAACAAACACUGUCACACGCUGAGAACUACAAGUUCUUCUUGGGUGAUGCAGGUUUCAUGGAGUACAACACACCUAUCUCCGCUCUUGUGGUAAGAGCAAAAGAGCUUAUGUGUUGUAACUGACUAGCUUUAACCGUAGAUAGUAGCAGAACUUCUGAACACAUUUGAUUCCUCAUUUCAUAAGCGAGUUGUAGGAGAUUAUUCAUUUACAAUUGUAGUGAACUGUAUGUUACAGUACAAUAAGGGACACGUGGAUUUAGAUUUCGUAGCAAGAAUGCGGGUGUGAGGAGAAAAAGAACAAUCUUGGCUUUAGAGACACAAGGUGCUGAUAUAGUUCUAGAGAUUUCAUAUUUGUAAUUUGAACCUCAGAUAAAAAAUAGUG
Triticum dicoccoides is the source of this 2557-nucleotide messenger RNA. RefSeq lists its product as uncharacterized. NCBI's taxonomy places the organism in Eukaryota, Viridiplantae, Streptophyta, Magnoliopsida, Poales, Poaceae. Bases 1351 to 2298 code for a protein of 315 amino acids. The record is from RefSeq and is a predicted model, not a curated record. The transcript is spliced from 2 exons.